Molecule: messenger RNA, 4549 nt
Organism: Labrus mixtus (cuckoo wrasse)
Lineage: Eukaryota; Metazoa; Chordata; Actinopteri; Labriformes; Labridae
Gene: ift54
Product: TNF receptor-associated factor 3 interacting protein 1
Exons: 17
Coding region: 136-2061 (641 amino acids)
Biological process (GO): intraciliary transport; regulation of microtubule cytoskeleton organization; cilium assembly
Cellular component (GO): centrosome; axoneme; ciliary basal body
Molecular function (GO): microtubule binding
Source: RefSeq, a predicted model, not a curated record
CAUGAUGCACUGUGGGAUUGCAGAAUAUUGACAUAGCAACCAGGCGACAUAGCCGCGGAGUUUUCUCUGCCUGUGUUAGAUUUUGCAGUCUCUUCUGCGUUUGAACUCGUUAACCGCACUGUGUCGAGUGCUGCCAUGAAUGGGGCAGUUGUAAAAAAGACCCAUGACACAUUGGGCAAGGUGAUAAAGAAACCGCCUCUCACAGAGAAACUGCUAACCAAGCCACCGUUUCGAUACCUACACGACAUCUUCAGUGAGGUUAUCAGGACCACUGGUUUUAUGAAAGGCCUGUAUGGAGAAAAUGAAAUGAAGUCUGAUAACGUUAAGGAUAAGGAUUCAAAGAUAGUCUUCCUCCAGAAAGCAAUAGAUGUGGUGAUGCUGGUGAGUGGCGAGCCUCUAGCAGCAAAGCCAGCCCGCAUUGUAGCCGGCCAUGAGCCUGAGAAAACCAACGAGCUGCUGCAGGCCAUGGCCAAGUGCUGUCUCAACAAGUUAUCCAGUGACGAUGCAGUAAAGCGAGUGCUUUCAGGAGAAAAAGUGGACAUCAAGACCAAGGCCAGCACCUCCAGGUCCCAGGACAAAGAAAAUAGAGAGGGAAGUGAACAGCAUCUUGAUAGAGAGGAUAAAAAAAGGAUAACAGAGCGCAGUGGGAGUCGGGACCAAAAGGACCCAGACCCGCCCAAAGAACAGGAGGGCCAUCGCAGAGAUGGAGAGAAAGAACGCCAUCGAGACAGAGAACGCUCUGACAAGCACCACCGCAGUGAACAGGACCACCAUGCCAAAGAUCGGCACAAAGAGAAGAGCCGUGACAGGGAUCGAGACAAGGAGAAAGACAAAGGGCGAGUCAAAGACAGGGAAAAGGAGAAAGACAGAGAGAGGGAUCGAGACAGAGAAAAAGACAAGGAGAGGGACAGAGACAGAGAAAAGACGAGAGACAGAGAUUCUCACAGAGACCGGGAAAGAGACAAGGAAAAACGAAGAGACAGAGACAAGGACCAGGGCAAGGACAGAGAGCAACACAAACAUGGGGAAGAGAGAAACAAAAAUGGAGACAGUGGCAAUAGCAAGGUGAGAGUGUCAGAGGAGCCUCAUCAAGGCAACCAUGAAGAACCGAGCAAAACAGCCAAACCUGUGCCUGCACCAGUAGAAUCAGCUGAGAACCAGUCUGAUAGUCCAGCUAGAAUACCUCGGCCAUCAUCAGCCAAAGGGCAGCGAAGGAGACCCAAAAUAGGAAGUCAAGAUGAAUCUGACAGUGAAGGAGAAGGAGAUGCCCAGUUAGCUCAGAGACCUGUUCCACUGGAAAAUGGAGACACCGCAGUCCCCUCUUCUGAAAUCUCCUCCAGGAGAAUACCACGGCCUAGCAGUGCUCGCCCAGCCCCUCCUCGAGUGAAGAGACAAGAAAGUUCCACUGAUGUUACCCCAGCUGAGAGGCUGUCAAGUGCCAAGCCCUCCGCACCAGUCAUCAUAGACGGAAAGAGGCUGUCUGAUGAUGAUGAGGAUGAAGAUGAGCAAUUUGUCGUGGAGGAGGCAGCUCCUUUACUUUCAGAUGCUCCUGAGAUGGAGGUGGAGCCUGCACAAGAAAUCAACGGUGAAGACAAACACGGUGGCCUUGUGAAAAAGAUCCUGGAGACCAAAAAAGACUAUGAAUCAUCCCCAUCCUCCCCAAAAUCUAAAGAACAGAACGUGGUGUCCGAAGCAGCACAGAAGAAGGAGCGGGACAUGGUGACGCGAGAGAUAGAGCGGCUCCGCUCAUCCAUCCAGACGGUGUGUCGCAGCACCCUGCCUUUAGGUAAGAUCAUGGACUACAUACAGGAGGACAUGGACGCCAUGCAGGCUGAGCUGAACACCUGGCGGAAGGAGAACAAAGAACACGCACAGGCCUUGCUGCAGGAGCAGAGAGCCACAGACAGGGCAGUGGAGCCUCUUAAGGUAGAACUAACAGAGCUGGAGCAGUUGAUCAAGGACCAGCAGGACAAGAUUUGUGCUUUAAGAUCCAACAUACUAAAGAAUGAAGACAAGAUUCAGAAAAUGGUGACUGGAAUCAACUUCGCCUCCAAAUCCUGAAGUGAGGAACAAGGUCUCUGAUAUUAGAUUUUUGUUUUGGUUUAAAUGCACUGGAGGUUUAGGGGUGAACAAUUUCUUGUUCAUAAGGAUGGAAAGACUUUCCAUUUUCUUCUUGGAGCUAGUGGGACCAAAACACUGCACUUUUAGGGGUUUUGUAAAAGAUGGACCCAAAUGCAUAUCAAACAUAAUCAGUCAGGUAAAGUGAGUAAGUAAAAGCUUUUGCUUUUCCCAAUCUAACGUCUGCCAUGACUGAAGGUUAAAAAAAAAAAAAACCUUCCUUCUCCGCACACUUACCUUACCCCGUCUUUCUCCCUCUUACUGUAACAGUGCCUUUGUGGAAGGAGCUGGUGCACAGCCUGCGACUUGAAUGUUAGACUAGACUAGAUAGAACUAUUUAAUACUGGGUCACUUCAUAAAGUUCAUAUCAUCCAAAUAUAUACAGUAAUAACAUGACAGUCUGUUUUGCUGUACACACAGCGAUCACUGGACACAAUUUUAAACCUAAAUGUUUGUUUUAUUAAUGACCAUUGUGGGAAAAGGUUAUCUAAUGUGUGGCACUUCUUUUAAUUGCCUCACUUCUUAUGUUGCCAGGUAGUAAAGACUAUGGAAUAAGUCGUUACUGAACAAAAGGGUACAAAGCAGGCUUUACUGUUGUGGUGAUCAAUGCAUGUGCUUUAAUGCUAUUGGACUAGCUACAACACCAUUAUUCAACUCUCGCACAUGCUAACAAUGUGACAUUUAGCUGGUUGAUUAGAGCAGGAAAGUGGCUUCAUGGAUGGAAAUGUAAACUUUAUAAUUGGGGCUUGCAUUCUUCCUGAAACCUUUUUCAUGUCAUCUUUUCUUUUUCUUCCAAAGGCGCUUACACAUGAUCAGCAGUCAAACAGCUCGGUGCUUGCUGUUGAGUAAUUUUCCUUUGGGGAUACUAGUGACACCCAGGUAGAUGGUUGUGCUUGAUGUGGUAAAGCACUAGUGAUAGUAACAGAUUAUAUGUUUUUGUCUUAAACCUCCUAUCUUAUUAAAUAAAACACACAUAUAUCAUAUGGUAUGGUACUUUUAAGGAGAAGUAAGUGUAUGUCCCCUCACUUACAGAACAGCCACCAUUAUGACGAUCUCCACACAAUGUUUGUUCUGCAGGAUAUGCCACUCUGUUUUUGUUUUUGUUUUUGUUUGUUCAUUUGGGUUGGGGGGGAUUAAGGAAACUUUCUGUCGGAAGAUGACUCUUUGUGAGUAACCCCAACUCUUUAUAGAUUUAGACAAAAAAGAACAUUAUUAUAUUAGCUUAUUUUUGGAUUAUAAGAAUUUGCUUAACAGAUGUAGCUUGUAUGAAAAUUUGAAGCAAUACUUGACGGAUAACUUCAGUGAAUGAUUGGAGAUGGAAAAGUGAGUCUGAAAGUCACAGUUUUCUUCACAAUCCCAAUAACUCCAUCAUACUGUUGUGAAUGAAUUCUAAAGAACACAAGCGAAACUUGUCAGUGUCAUUGAGGCCCUUCUCACCUUCUUGAAAAUGCAGUCCCCGUUGUUUAGUUGUUAGUCUAAAAUCUACUUUAAAGUCUGUGAGUACUUUAAAACUGCAGUUGCUACCUCUUUCAGUUCCUCUGCAGAUUUGUGUCCCAUGAGAUGAUGACUGCCGUUGUUUACAGGGAAUUAUUCACAAACACUUGCCAUGACAUCCAGGUUGGAUUGAUGAAUGUAAUCCAGGACUUUCCAAAAUGUUUUUAUUUUUAAAUGUAAUGGAAAGUUGUGACUAAAGUAGUUAAAAUUCUCUGAAUGUGAUAUUCAAAGUCACACAUUUUGUACACAAAUAUGGUUUUCCACUUACAUGGCACUGUGUUUUUCUCCUUUUGAUACAUUUAUUGGAUGAUUUAUUUAAAACCAUAGGCAGGAGCGUUAGAUAACACAGGUUACAAUAUGUGAGGAAGCUGCAUGGCUGGUGAAUUUCAUGAACAAAAUGUAGAACGAGGAAAAGUUCUGCACCCCAAAAUGACACUAAGUGUAAACACUUACACUACAUUUUAAGAACAACUGAGUUAAUGUAAUCAAAGACAACCAGUGGUUACCAGUAGGCAGACUUUUGUAGGGUCUGACUUUUUAUUAAGAGGAACUCUGUUAUAGACUUGUUAAAUAAAAUGCUCUCAGUUUUGUUAGAUAUUUACUAUCUCAGUUCAACAGUCAAACUGUACUCUUCUUUAGUCUGACUUUACUCCAUUUUCACGUCAGUAUUAUAUUUAGUCCAUCAAAUAUAAACGUGAACAGUUUCCAACCCUAUAUGUUCAAUUUUGAGAAUCUUAAAAGAAAACUCCUGGAAAGGUGAGAACUUGUAUGUUUAAUGUGUCUGAUAUAAAAGCACUAUUUACACUGUAAACAAUUUGUAUCAUAUCCUCUGUUUGUCUUUAAAGUGUACAUAAUGUAUAUGUGAAGACUGUAUCAUAGCUAAAUGAUUCUAUAAUUUUGUAGUGGAGUGAAAUAAAUGGUUACAUUUCAAUAAUCA